Molecule: messenger RNA, 4689 nt
Organism: Cydia splendana
Lineage: Eukaryota; Metazoa; Arthropoda; Insecta; Lepidoptera; Tortricidae
Gene: Su(H)
Product: suppressor of hairless protein
Exons: 5
Coding region: 643-2166 (507 amino acids)
Biological process (GO): regulation of transcription by RNA polymerase II
Cellular component (GO): nucleus
Molecular function (GO): DNA-binding transcription activator activity, RNA polymerase II-specific; RNA polymerase II cis-regulatory region sequence-specific DNA binding
Source: RefSeq, a predicted model, not a curated record
GCGCUCCGCGGUCCGCGAUUCGGCCGGCCCUCUGCUAUCAUUCCGGUGAUUCGUUUGUGCGCGUGCAGUCAACACCGACAACACGCUUGCACCCCGCAUUAUUUAGUCUAUGGUCAUUUGACAGUUCACAAUGUUCACAUUUCUGGCGUUGUCGAAUUUAUCACGAGAUAAACACAAGUUUUAUUAACUUUUUUUACUAAUUAUUGUCUGGAUAUUCAUUAAAAAAAGAUCACAACAAGUCAAAAUUCGCAUAUGGGGUGGAAUUAUUAAUUUACAAAUCGUGGAAUGUUGGCUCUACUGUCCGAAAAUUCUGACUCGGAACAGGUGUUUUUGAAAGAAAUGUGUUGCAGUUCCCAGCGUUAUUAAUUUUUAGUGUCGUGAAUAAUAAAAAAGUGUAUCGAUCCGCGUCGGCCGGAUCGCACGGUCGCUCGUUAUUUUGGCUCGGAAGGACUGGACGUCGUUUGGCGUUCGUAAACAACUGAUAGAUAUAAAGAAGGACGCCACUCUGUCUCCGAGAAUCAUUCACAUGAUGAGGUGGUUCAGGCCGACGGCCGAGAGGUCCAGCUAGGGGCUAUGGUGCAGCAUCUGAGCGAGCAGUGGGUGAUGACCGCGGGCGACCGGUGAGGUGGCGCCGUGGCGAGGAUGCCGCACCAGUUCGGCGCGGGCCUGGGCGGCGCGGUGGGCGCGGCGGGGGGCGGGUCGCCGCCGCCGCAGCACGGCGCGCUGUUCCCGCGGUACGCGAGCGCGGCGGGCCCCGGCGCCGGCGCCUACCGCCCCGAGGAGCGCCGCCUCACGCGCGAGGCAAUGGAGCGCUACCUGCGAGACCGCGCCGACAUGAUCGUCGUUAUACUGCACGCUAAAGUCGCGCAGAAGUCCUAUGGCAAUGAGAAAAGGUUUUUCUGCCCACCACCCUGUAUAUACCUAUUUGGUGAUGGCUGGCGGCUGCGGCGUGAGCGCAUGCUGCGCGAAGGUGAGACGGAGCAGGCGGCCCAGCUCUGCGCCUUCAUAGGCAUAGGAAACUCUGACCAAGACAUGCAACAGCUUGAUCUGAACAAUGGGAAACAGUACUGUGCAGCUAAAACCCUGUACAUAUCAGACUCUGACAAGCGAAAGCACUUUAUGCUAUCAGUUAAGAUGUUUUAUGGAAACGGACAUGACAUUGGUAUAUUUAAUAGUAAGAGAAUAAAAGUAAUAUCUAAGCCUUCUAAGAAGAAGCAGUCAUUAAAGAAUGCAGACUUAUGUAUUGCGAGUGGUACGAAGGUAGCUUUAUUCAAUCGUCUAAGGUCACAGACAGUGUCAACUAGAUAUCUGCAUGUAGAGAAUGGGAACUUCCAUGCGUCGUCCACACAGUGGGGAGCGUUCACGAUUCACCUGCUGGAUGACAAUGAGAGUGAAUCUGAGGAAUUUGCAGUGCGAGACGGUUAUGUACACUAUGGGUCCACUGUGAAGCUUGUCUGCUCUGUGACAGGCAUGGCUUUGCCUAGGCUAAUAAUACGAAAGGUAGACAAGCAGAUGGCCCUCCUAGAGGCCGACGACCCGGUCUCCCAGCUCCACAAAUGCGCGUUCUACAUGAAGGACACAGAGCGCAUGUAUCUGUGUCUAUCACAAGAGCGAAUCAUACAGUUCCAAGCCACGCCGUGCCCUAAAGAGCCCAAUAAGGAGAUGAUCAAUGAUGGGGCUUGUUGGACUAUUAUAUCCACGGAUAAAGCGGAGUACCAGUUCUAUGAAGGCAUGGGACCCGUCAGGUCCCCAGUGACACCGGUACCCCUCGUCCACUCCCUCAACCUCAACGGCGGCGGCGACGUCGCCAUGCUAGAGCUGGCCGGCGACAACUUCAUACCAUCGCUACAAGUGUGGUUCGGAGACGUGGAAGCGGAGACGAUGUACCGCUGUGCGGAGUCCAUGCUGUGUGUGGUGCCGGAUAUAUCGCAGUUCAGGGGGCAGUGGCUGUGGGUGGGGCAGCCUACGCAGGUGCCCGUGUCCCUCGUCCGCAACGAUGGCAUCAUCUACGCCACGGGUCUCACGUUCACGUACACGCCCGAGCCCGGCCCGCGGCCCGCCUGCACGCCCGUCGACGACGUCAUGCGCCCCGAGGCCGCCGCCACGGCCUGGCAUCACGAGCCGCACGCGGGGCAUCCUGCGCAUCCGGCCCAUGCGCUGCAAUAAGAAAUGAUUGCCCCUUGCGACGGCUGCGCGAUGAACUCGGUACGUGGAAUAAGGCACCGUCACAAUGGAUCGGCUGCAUGACCUGCGACACGGCCAUCCUGACUGAGUGCGACCCGUGGUGUACGACACCAACCAAAGAAUCAAGAUAGAAUUCUCGAUUCGGUGAGUGAAUUGCGAACAUUAUAAAGUCCAUUCCAGCUGUUUUGUUAUAUUUGGUAAACAAUUAAAAUGCACAUAAUCAGUCUUAAACACUCGCAUGGUUUACAGGGUUAGCACGCGAUUCGUAGCGAUGUUGAGCGAAUGACAGCUAUCAGCGUUAUAUAUACACCGUUAACGUCAAAAUGUGCUGCAACUCGCAAUUCGCGAGCUAUUUUAGCGAACAAAAUGUAUUUUAAUUUAUAAAAUUGUUUACCAAGUACAACGUAUAAGUGAUGUAAUAUUGGAUGGACCGUAGUUAGUUUCGAUAGUGCCUAGAAAGCUUUAUUAUUGAUACGGAGUGCCACGUCGAACGCUUCGCCGACUGUGAAACGACGUGCCUCUUUUGUAAACGUGUUUUUAUUAAUUAUUAUCGAGAUUAUCACACCAAAAUGAUAUGUUAAGCUCAGAUUAUUUCUGUGAGACUCGGUCGAGCUAUUACUAUAAUCUACUAACAGUGCGUCAGAUGUUACCACAUGUUAAAGAGACAUCAAGACCUGAACUAUGUCUAACAUCUCAGAUACUGUAAGUAGUGAUGUCAUAAUAAGGACAAAGCUAGCGAGACCGCUCGUUAAACCUAGUAAUUGGGACGUUUAGAGUGAUUAAGAUAUUUUCUCGCAGCUAAUAUGCAAGACAACUUUGUCGCUUGUCAAUAAGACGCCACUGGCAAACAUUGCAAUUAGAAAUCACCCUUCUUGACUUGACAACCGACAAAUUGUUACAUUUGCCUGAGAACACAGUCUAUCUGUCUGUGAACUAUAUCUCGCUGACAUCAAUGUGUUCAGCCUCUCACUUUUACACUCUUCUUCUUAUAGAAAGACAUUUCGAAAGACUUGUCAACUGUAUAUUAUCGUGUAAACCAAGCUUGCAUUAAGCCAAUGAAAUAGCCGCUUGUAUAUGGAAGUUAGUUCCUACACUGGCAUUUAACAUUUGCCAAUAUAAAAUUAAUGUACGUAUCGAAACGUGGAAGAUCUCUCUGCUCUUAGAUUUGUUUCUUCGGGGCCAAAUAGCUGUAAUCCAUGACAAGUCAUUCAGUAUGUUGUAACGAUUUUGAUUAGUAUUACAUAAUUUUAACUUGUGUUGACGGUUAUAUGUGAUGGGAUUUUAAACGCGCACGCUUAAAAACUUUAUAGAUAACGAAAUAACGCGACGCCAAAUAAGUUCGGUUAGGUUAAUUUAUACUGUCUCUUUGCACAAUUUGUUUCUUUCAAAAAUAGACAAAUCAACUAUAGAAUCGAAUUCAAGUAGAAAAUAUGUCGUCGAGCAGUUUCAGAACAACUAACUAUAGAUGGUCAAGCAAAUCUUGUCAGUAGAAAAAGGCGCGAAAUUCAUAUUUUCUAUGAGACGAUAUCCCUUCGCGCCUACAUUUUUCAAAUUUGCCGCCUUUUUCUACUGACAAGAUCUGCUUGACCAAAUAUAUUUAGAUUGUCAAACCACAAAAUUAAAUAAUUGAUAAUCCAGUUGCCACAAUUCGUAUGACGCCGCAUUUCAACAACAUUUUGCUUCUGUGUGAGCUACUGUAGUUGUUUUGUCUAUGACUCAAGUCAAUUCUAACUUCACUUUAGUUACUGCUAAGAUGCUUUAAUAAAAGAUUGUUGUAGACAACCUCAAAGACGCCGGAGUUGCAAUAUUUGUCAUUAGUGCACCGAAUAUCUCAUUUUACGGCAACCGCUAGUUAUAGAAUGCUCUAAGAUUACUUGUAUUAGAUUUUAAUUGUAAUCAGUUUGAUAAAAUUAUUUGCACACGCCCAAGGGCUCGCAGCAAGCUGAUAUGGCAUAUUGUAUAAUAAAUUAACCGAGACUUUAAAGAACAAAUAGAUAGUUAAGCUAGUUUUAGUACAUAGUACAGUUUCGUAUUGUUGAAAAACACAAAUUGAAAUUAUAUUUAUUUUUAAUCCAAUUUAAUUUUGUAGGAAACUUGUGUGGAAAAAAUCUGAUUCGAUGUUUAUUAUAAGCAAAAGUGUGAUUUCCAACAUUCCAUUCGGAACGUGUAAUAUUGAAGUACAAAAAAUAACAAUAUUUUUGUAGCACAACAUUUGAUUAUCGAGAUAAUUUUAUGGAAUUGGUCGUACAGUAUUACAAAUACGUUAGAGUUAGAGAUUGGUAUAAUUAAAUAAAUACGCAGUAAUUACGUCAAUUUGUAUGAGAUGGUCGAUUGUCUUUUUAAAAUGUUGUUUACUCGUGAGUUUUUAUCAUUUUACAUUUGGUAAUUAUAUAUUUGAAAAUUCGUGUUUAAACGAACUGCUCGUGUAUAAUAAGUACCCACUAUGAAUCGAAGCGGUGGAUUUGAAAUAUGAAUAUUUUUAAUAAAACUGAAUUUAAAUAAAAA